CCAACCUGUUCCGUGUGUGGGGGAGGGGACAGCAGGGCGCUGUCAGUGGAGCCUGCCGGUCUCCGGUUCCCGGCCAGGUUCUUAGAAGGGAACUUAGGCUGUCCUGGCUCGCAGGCAAAUGCCAAUCUCUGAGCCCCCAGCGUUCCAGGAACGGCCUCUUUUGUCGAAGUACCUAAAACGCAGGACUUGGUGCUUUUAAGCAGUAACGGCAACACCAGCCACAGACGCAGCGCUGGGGCCCAGUGUAGAAGCUCCAUCCCCCUGUCUUUUGUCCGCUUGCGUCCCCAGACUCAGAGAUCAUCUUGGAAGAUCUGGAACUCUAAGAAUGUUUCCCUUGAAGGAUGCAGAAAUGGGUGCCUUUACCUUCUUUGCCUCAGCUCUGCCACACGAUGUUUGUGGAAGCAAUGGCCUUCCUCUCACACCAAAUUCCAUCAAGAUUUUAGGUCGAUUUCAAAUCCUUAAGACUAUCACCCAUCCCAGACUAUGCCAGUAUGUGGAUAUUUCUAGGGGAAAGCAUGAAAGACUGGUCGUGGUGGCUGAACACUGUGAACGGAGUCUGGAAGAUUUGUUACGAGAAAGAAAACCUGUGAGCCAUUCAAAGGUUUUGUGCAUAGCAUUUGAAGUACUUCAGGGCUUGCAGUAUAUGAACAAACAUGGCAUAGUACACCGGGCACUGUCUCCUCAUAAUAUCCUCUUGGAUCGAAAGGGACAUAUUAAAUUGGCUAAAUUUGGACUUUAUCACAUGACAGCUCAUGGUGAUGAUGUUGAUUUCCCAAUAGGGUAUCCAUCAUACUUGGCACCUGAAGUAAUUGCACAAGGAAUUUUCAAAACCACUGAUCAUGUGCCGAGUGAAAAACCAUUGCCUUCUGGCCCCAAAUCAGAUGUAUGGUCUCUUGGAAUCAUUUUAUUUGAGCUUUGUGUGGGAAGAAAAUUAUUUCAAAGCUUGGAUAUUUCUGAAAGACUAAAAUUUUUGCUUACUUUGGACUGUGUAGAUGACACUGUAAUAGUUCUGGCUGAAGAGCAUGGUUGUCUGGACAUCAUAAAGGAACUUCCUGAAAAUGUGACAAAUCUUUUAAAGAAGUGCCUCACUUUCCAUCCUUCUACGAGGCCAACCCCAGAUGAAUUAAUGAAGGAUAAAGUGUUCAAUGAAGUGUCACUGUUGUACACCCCGUUUAUCAAACCUGCCAGUCUGUUUUCAUCUUCUCUGAGAUGUGCUGAUUUAACUCUGCCUGAGGAUAUCAGUCAGUUGUGUAAAGAUAUAAACACUGAUUACCUGGCAGAGAGAUCUAUUGAAGAAGUUUAUUACCUUUGGUGUUUGGCUGGAGGUGACUUGGAGAAAGAGCUUGUUAAUAAGGAAAUCAUUCGAUCCAAACCACCUAUCUGCACACUUCCCAAUUUUCUCUUUGAAGAUGGUGAAAGCUUUGGACAAGGACGAGAUAGAAGCUCCCUAUUAGAUGAUACUACUGUUACAUUGUCUUUAUGCCAGCUAAGAAACAGAUUAAAAGAUGUUGGUGGAGAAUCAUUUUAUCCAUUACUUGAAGAUGAUCAGUCUAAUUUGCCUCACUCAAACAGCAAUAACGAAUUGUCUGCAGCUGCCACUCUCCCUUUAAUCAUCCGGGAGAGGGACACUGAGUACCAACUAAACAGAAUUAUCCUCUUUGACAGGCUGCUAAAGGCUUAUCCGUAUAAAAAAAAUCAAAUUUGGAAAGAAGCAAGAGUUGACAUUCCUCCUCUAAUGAGGGGUUUAACCUGGGCUGCUCUUCUGGGAGUUGAGGGAGCUAUUCAUGACAAGUAUGAUGCAAUUGAUAAAGAUACUCCAAUUCCUACAGAUAGACAAAUUGAAGUGGAUAUUCCUCGCUGUCAUCAGUAUGAUGAGCUAUUAUCAUCACCAGAAGGUCAUGCAAAAUUUAGGCGUGUAUUAAAAGCUUGGGUAGUAUCUCAUCCUGAUCUUGUGUACUGGCAAGGUCUUGACUCACUUUGUGCUCCAUUCCUGUAUCUAAAUUUCAAUAAUGAAGCCUUGGCUUAUGCCUGUAUGUCUGCUUUUAUUCCCAAAUACCUAUAUAAUUUCUUCUUGAAAGACAACUCACAUGUAAUACAAGAGUAUCUGACUGUGUUUUCUCAAAUGAUUGCAUUCCAUGAUCCAGAGUUGAGUAAUCAUCUCAAUGAAAUUGGCUUCAUUCCUGAUCUCUAUGCCAUCCCUUGGUUCCUCACCAUGUUUACUCAUGUAUUUCCACUGCACAAAAUUUUCCACCUCUGGGAUACUUUACUACUUGGAAAUUCCUCUUUCCCAUUCUGUAUUGGAGUAGCAAUUCUUCAGCAACUGCGGGACCGGCUUUUGGCUAAUGGUUUUAAUGAAUGCAUUCUUCUCUUCUCUGAUUUACCAGAAAUUGACAUUGAACGCUGUGUACGAGAAUCAAUCAACCUAUUUUGUUGGACGCCUAAAAGUGCUACUUAUAGACAGCAUGCUCAACCUCCAAAACCAACUUCUGACAGCAGUGGAGUCAGAAGUUCACCAUAUUUUUCAGCUGAAUGUGUAGAGCCUCCAAAAACAGAUCUGUCAAGAGAAUCCAUCCCAUUAAAUGACCUAAAAUCUGAAGUAUCACCCCGGAUUUCAGCAGAGGACCUGAUUGACUUGUGUGAGCUCACAGUGACAGGCCACUUCAAAACACCCACAAAGAAAACAAAGUCCAGUAAGCCAAAGCUCCUGGUGGUUGACAUCCGCAAUAACGAAGAUUUUGUUCGAGGUCACAUUUCAGGCAGCAUCAACAUUCCAUUCAGUGCUGCAUUCACUGCAGAAGGAGAGCUUACCCAGGGCCCUUACACCACUAUGCUUCAGAACUUCAAGGGAAAGGUCAUUGUUAUCGUGGGCCAUGUAGCAAAACACACAGCUGAGGCACAUCAUGUUGAAAAGCUACGCAUGAACCAAACCACCAUCACAAGAGCUGAGGAAAUUGGGAGAGAGACCAUAGUGCCUGCUUUUAGUAUAACAAAAUGAAAAUGUUAUUGAAUAAGGCAGGAAAGAAAGAAUUACCCACAGAAGUCUUUCCCCUAACUCCAAGCAGCCCAAUGGUGAAGGAGACAGAAUUACAUCCACUACCAGGCUUGCCAUGAUGACACGCAUUGCUGGAUAAAGCCCUUUGACCUCAACCACCAUUCCAAUACUCAUGGACUGAGCCCCUGAAACUGCAUUAGGCAUUGCCUUGGGUAGCAGAGCAGGAAACAAGGCUACAACUGAUGGGGAGCCAGAUAUGAAAGCUAGCACAAGACAUUGUCUUGAAGCUCAAUGCCAGGCCCACCAAGUGAUACCCAGCAUGCAGCAGAAACUGAAGAAAGGCCCUGUACACAGGUCACAGCUCACAGAACCUAUGGACCAGGCCUGGCAUUAGAGAGAUCAUUGUGCUGGCAAGACAUAUAAAUUUUGACCUAUACCAUUUCCAUGCUUGCAUGUGCCAAGGGCACACCUGUCGUUCUCCUGACACAAUGCAGCUAUGAAGCCAGGUGUACCCAACCAAAGGCCUGCCUCUGUUACCCAUCCCCCAACAUUAAGCAGUGAAUUAUUGCCAGAUGAGUAUGAUUAUACCACAACAAAUUUCACUUUUAUAUAUUAAUGCACUAAUUAAAAAUAAUCAAAGGGAGAUCAGCAGAGAGUAAACCCAGGCAUUGGGGUGUGUUUGAAAAAAGAAGGUACUAGGGAAGUGGUCAAAUUAUGUGUUUGUACAAAAAUGGCAUACUGAAUCCCACUAUUAUGUAUAAUGAUAAUAUACCAAUAAAAAAAUCUUGAAACAAAUGAAAAUGGAAACACAAUAUACCAACACUAUGGGAUAUAUCAAAAGUAGUACUAAGAGAAGACAUUUUAACAAUCAAUGCCUACAUCAAAAAGACAGAAAACUAUCACUGCAUGUCAAGGAACUAGAAAAACAGCAACAAACCAGAAUUAGUAGAAAGAAAGCAUUAGUGAAAAUCAGAGCAGAAAUAAAUGACAUAGAGACUUAAAAAACUACAAAAUAUCAAUGAAACAAAAAGCCAGUUUGCUGAAAAGAUAAGCAAAAUAGACAAACCCUUACCUAGACUAGGAAAAAGAGAUGAGAAUGAAAUAAAAUCAGAUUAAAAGGUACUACAACUGAUGCCACAGAAACACAAAAGUUUAUUAGAGAUUAUUAUGAAUAAUAUGCCAACAAAUUCAAUAACCUAGAAGAAAUGGAAAAAUUCCUACUUGCAAACUUUACCAAGACUGAAUUAUGAAGAACUAGAUCUGAUAACAAGUACCCAGAAGGAAUUAUCACUAAAAAACAUUUUCUACAGAUAGCUUUACUGAUAAAUUCUUCCAAACAUUUGAGGAACUAAUGGUAGUUCUCAAAAAAAAAAAAAAAAAAAAAAGAAGAGGAAGGAAUUUUUUAAUUGGUGCAUUAUAGUUGUACAUAAUUGUGGAAUUUGUUGUCACUUUCAUACAUGCACACAAUCUAACAAUAUAAUUUGGCCAAUAUUUUUUUUUACCAGUAUUUCCCCUUUCCCUCAGCUGGGGCCUUUCUCUACUGAUCUUCCUUUGAUUUUCAUGAGAUUCCGUGCCCCUCCACCUUUCUUUUUUUUUUUUUUUUCUUCUCUUGUUUCCACAUAUGAGAGAAAACAUAUGACCCUUAACCUAACAGGAAAGAAUUCUUUCAAAUGCAUUCUAUGAGGCCAGCAUUACAUUGAUACAAAGACCAGAAAAGAAAACAACAGACCAAUGUCUUGUGAAUAUAGAUGCAAAAAUUCUCAACAAAAUAUUAGCAAAACAAAUCCAAUAGCAUAUUUUAAAAGGCUAUUUCCCAUUAUUAAGUGGGAUUCACCUCAGGGAUAUAAGCAAGAUUCAAUAUCCAUAGAUCAAUAAAUGUGACAUACCACAUCAACCGAAUCAAGGACAAAAACCAUGUGAUUUUUCUCAAUAGAUAUAGAAAUGGCAUUUGACAAAAUUCAACAUCCCUUCAUAAUAAAAAUGCUAAACAAAUUAGGUAUAGAAACAUGCCUUGUCAGACACAGUGGCACACAUCUGUAAUCCUAGUAGCUCAGGAAGCUGAAGCAGGAGGAUUGCAAUUUCAAGGCCUUACUAAGCAGUUUAGUAAGGCCCUAACCCAGUUAGUGAGACCCUGCCUUGAAAUAAAAAGGACUGGGGAAUGUAGCUCAGUGGUAAAGUACCUCUGUGUCAUAAUAAAGGCCCUUUAUAAUAAGCCAACACCUGACAUACUGAAGGGAGGAAGGCUGAAAACUUUCUAAAAUCUAGAACAAAAGGAUGCCCACUUCCAUACUUUUAUUCAACACAUUGCUGGAAGUCCUGGCCAGAUCAGUCAAGCAGAAGAACAAAAUAAAAGGUAUCCAAAUUGGAAAAGAGGAAAUGAACCUGUCACUAUGUGCAAUCACUAUUUUGCAAUAUAUAUGAUCAUAUAUAAAACACCCCCAAAAUAAGAAAGAAGCUCUUAGAACUAAUUAACGAAUUCAGCAAAGUUGCAAGAUACAAAAUCAACAUUCAAAAAUCACUGGUGUUGCUAUAUGCCAAUAGCAGAUUAUCUGAAACAAAACUCAGGAAAGCAAAACCACAUAUGACAGCUAUUUAAAAAAAACUAGGUAUAAAUUGAGCUAAAUACCUGAAGACGUCUGCAAUGAGAAUUAUAAAACACUACUGAAAAAAAAAACUAAAGAUGACGCAAAGUUGAAGGAAAUCUGUGUUCAUGUAUUAGAAGAAUCAAUAUUGUUAAAAUGUCCAUACUACCCAAAGUAAUAUACAGAUUUACUACAAUUUCUAUCAAAAUACCAAUGACAUUCUUCCCAGAACUACACACAAAAAAUACUAAGAUUUAUAUGGAAAAACACACACACACACACACACACAAACACUGAAUAGCUAAAGCCAUCUUGAGCACAAAGAACAAAUCAGGAUCCAUGACUGAUUUCAAAAUAUGCUACAAAGGUUUAGUAAUCAAAAUAGCAUGAUAGCAUAACUUUCCUGUGUUCAUAUAUGAAUACAGGACCAGUGUAACUUCACAUCAUGUACAAUCCCGAGAAUUGGAAAUUUUACUCUAUGUAUGUAUAGUAUGUCAAAAUAUACUCUACUGUUAUGUAUAUAUAAAAAAGAACAAAAAAAAUAAACAAAUGAAUAAAAUUUUUUUUAAAAAUCAAGGUUUGAUUCACAUCUUAUUUUAAGCCAAAACACCAAAGUAACUGUUGUCAGGAAUCUUGUAACUAAUAUGUUUUCUUCUUAGCUGUGGCUGCUAGAAGCUUAAAGUCAAAUUUGAGAUCAUUUUUAACAACUGUACUGAGUCUCCUGCUGGACCCAUUUUCUGAUUGUACAUUUACCCUGACCACUUUAUUUUUAUUCUAUUUUAUCUAUUUUUUGUAAGUUGCCACAUACCUUUUUUUGUAUCAAGGUGACUAUGUAUAAAUAAAAUCCGUGAUCAAAAAAGAAAAAACACAGAAACAGACACAUAGACCAUUGGAACAGAAUAGAGAUCCUAGAUCCUAGAAGGUAACUGCCACUUCCACAGCCAGUUGAUCUUCAAUGAUGGUGUAAACAUGCACACUAGAGAAGGGAUAGUUUCUUUAAUAAAUGGUGCUGGGGAAAUUAGACAUCUACAUACAGAAGAAUGAAAAUCUAUCCCUAUUACCAGUUACAAAAGUUAAUUCAAAAUGGAUUACAGAAGAAGAAAACAGGAUAAUAUCUCAGGACAUUGGUGGUUCAGGAUUUUUUUGAUAAGAUUCCAAAAGCAUAGGAUACAAAAGCAAAAAUGGACAAAGGUGAUUGCAUCAAAUCAAAGAACAUCUACAUAGGAAAGGAAACAACCAACAGUGAAGAGACAGCUUACAGAAUGGGAGAAAAGAUUUGCAACCUAUGCAUCUAAUAAGAAGCUGAUAUCCAGAAUAUAUAACCCAAUGCCAAAAAUAAAAAUAUUUUUUAAAGUGGGCAAUGGGCUUAAAUAGACAUUUUUCAAGAGAAAAUAUGUAGAUGACCAACAGGUACAUGAAAAAUUGUUCAGCAUCACUAACUAUCAAGGAAAUGCAAAUCAAAACCACAAUGAGACAUCAUCUCACCCAGUAAGAAUGUCUGCCAUCAAAAAGACUGAAGAUAAUAAGUGCUGGUGAGUAUGUGGAGGAAAGGCAACCCUUGCAUACUGUCAGAAGAAAUAUAAAUUAGUAUUGCCAUAGUGGAAAACAGUAUGGAGGUUCCUCAAAAAACUGCUGUAUGGUUUAGAAAUUUCACUCCUGGGUAUUAUAGCCAAAGGAAAUGAAAUCAGUAUGUCAAAGAGACAUCUGCAUGUUCGUGUUCAUUUGUAACACUUUUGACAAUAGUCAAGAAAUAAAAACAGUGUUCAUCAGCUGAUGAAUGGAUAAAGAAAAUGUGGUACAUAUACACAAUCAAAUAUGAUUAAGUAAAAAAAAUGAAAUACUGUCAUUUGUAACAAUAUGAAUGGAACUGGAAAUCCUUAUGUUACGUGAAAUAAGCCAGGCACAGAAAAACAAAUUAACAUUGUUGUGAUGACAUUGCUAUUCAAAGCAAUGUGCACAUUUAAUGCACUCUUAAAAUCCCAACAGUGUUUUUUGCAGAAAUGGAAAAGCUCAUUCUAAAAUUCAUAUGGAAUUUCUAGGGACCAGAAGAGACAAAACAAUCUUGAAGAAAUAUGACAAAUCAGAAGACUCACAUUUUCCAACUUCAGGACUUAAUACAAACCUUGAGGAAUCAAAACAAUUUCAUACAGACAUAAUGAUAGACAUAUAGACCAGUAGGACUAAAUUGAGAGCCCAGAAAUAAACCCUCACAUCUAUGGAAAAUCAAUUUUUGACAAAGGUGCCAAGACUAUUCCAUGAAAAAACAGUAGUCUUUUCAAUUAAUGGUACUCAAACAACUAAAUAUACAAGGCAAAAGAACACAGUUGGACCCUCUUAAUCUUAUGCAAAAAAAAAAAAAAAAAAAUUUAAUGAAUGAAAUACUUAAAUUUAAGAGCUUAAACUAUAAAAACUCUUAGCAGAAAAAAAUGGAGAUAAAUCUUUGUGACUUUGGUUUUGGCCCUGUUUCUUAAACAUGACACCAAAACCACAGACAAAAAUAAAUAAAUAAAAUUUACACCACUAAAAAUAAAAACCUGUGCUUCAAAGUAACUAUCAAGUAAGUGAAAAGAUAGUGCACAAAAUGGGCAAAAAUAUUUAUAAAUCAUCUGAUAAGUAUUUAAUAUCAGAAUACAAAAAUCUGUUCAAAAAUCAGUAGUAUUUAUACUAACAACUUCUACAAUAUAACCACAGAAAGAUAAUUAAAUUUAAAAAUGAACAAAGAACUUGAGUAGAUAUUUCUCUAAAGAAGAUAUACAAACAGCCAAUAGCACAUAUGAAGAUACUCAUAAUAGCUGUCAUUGGAGAAAGAUACAAAAUGUAGUUGUCAUUAGAGAAAUGUAAAUCAAAACCACAAUAAGACACCACUUCAUACUCAAGAAUUGGCAAAAAAAAAAAAAAAGGAGAAAUUGGAACACUGGUGAAUUGCUACAAUGAACAUAUGAAGUGAUGUAACUUCCACAGAAAACUUGUAUCAAGUUCUCUAGAAAGACAACAGAUGUAUCAUUCAACCCAGCAAUUGAAAACAGGGACACAAAUAGAUAUUUGUAUACCAAUGUUCAUAGUAGCAUACUGUCAGAAGAAAUAUAAAUUAGUAUUGCCAUUGUGGAAAACAGAAUUGAUAGUUAUCAAAAGAUAGGCAAACCCAAGUGUCUAUCAAUAGAUUAAUGAAUUAAUAUAUAUUAUAUAAAUAUAACAUAAUAUUCAGCCAUGAAAUAAUGAAGUUCUGACUCAUGCUACAACAUGAAUGAACCCUGGCUAAAUAAAAUACACCAAUCACAAGGACAAAAAUUCUUAUGAUUCAGUUUAUAUAAAAUAAGUGAAACUCAGAGACAGAAAGUAGAUUAAUGGUUACCAGUGGCUAGAAGAGGAAAGAAUGGGAAUAAGUCUUUCAUGAAUAUAGAGUUUCUAUUUGGAAUGAUGGAAAAACUUUGGAAAUAAAUUGUGUUGAUGAUUGGAUAGCAUCAUGUAUGUACUUAAUGACCCUGAAUCUUGCACCUAAAAAUUGUUAAAAUGUCAAAGUUUAUGUUAUCCAUAUUGCCCCAAUUUUUAAAAAAUAGACUCUAGGGUGUGAUAUGUUGAGCCUAUCUCACUAUCUAUCACCAAUUCACCUGAAUCCAACAUUUUUGGUGAGACACUUGUGGAGAAACUUUCAUGUUGCUUUUGCCUCUAAGGAUUUUUUUUUAAACUGAUUUCCAAGCAAGUAGCAGCUUUUCUUCUAUGUUGAAAUUAGUACAUUGCCUUUCCUGCCUUUCCUAUCCCCUACUAUCCCCGCUCCCCUUCCCUCUCAUCUUCCCUCUCUACCCCAUCUGCUGUUGUUUAAUUCUCUCCCUUUUUUUCCCUUUCCCCUCACAAACUCUUAUAUGUAAUUUUUUAUAACAAUGAGGGUCUCCUAUUUCCAUACAGUUUCCCUUCUCUCUCCCUUUCUCUCCCCCCACUCGUCUCUGUUUAAUGUUAAUCUUUUCCUCAUGCUCUUCUUCCCUGUUCUUUUCUUAGUUGCUCUCUUUAUAUCAAAGAAGACAUUUGGCAUUUGUUUUUUAAGGAUUGGCUAGCUUCACUUAGCAUAAUCUGCUCUAAUGCCAUCCAUUUCCCUGCAAAAUCCAUGAUUUUGUCGUUUUUUAGUGCUGAGUAAUACUCCAUUGUGUAUAAAUGCCACAUUUCUUUUAUCCAUUCAUCUAUUGAAGGGCAUCUAGGUUGAUUCCAGAGUCUAGCUAUUGUGAAUUGUGCUGCUAUGAUCAUUGAUGUGGCAGUAUCCCUAUAGUAUGCUCUUUUAAGGUCCUCAGGGAAUAGACCGAGAAGGGCGAUAGCUGGGUCAAAUGGUGGACCAUUCCCAGCUUUCCCAGGAAUCUCCAUACUGCUUUCCAUAUUGGCCGCACCAAUUUGCAGUCCCACCAGCAAUGUAUAAGUGUACCCUUUUCCCCACAUCCUCGCCAGAACUUAUUGUUGUUUGACUUCAUAAUGGCUGCCAAUCUUACUGGAGUGAGAUGGUAUCUUAGGGUGGUUUUGAUUUGCAUUUCUCUGACUGCUAGAGAUGGUGAGCAUUUUUUCAUGUACUUGUGGAUUGAUUGUAUGUCCUCCUCUGAGAAGUGUCUGUUCAGGUCCUUGGCCCAUUUGUUGAUAGGGUUAUUUGUUAUCUUAUUGUUUAAUUUUUUGAGUUCUUUGUAUAUUCUGGAUAUUAGGGCUCUAUCUGAAGUGUGAGGAGUAAAAAUUUGUUCCCAGGAUGUAGCGUCCCUAUUUACCUCUCUUAUUGUUUCUCUUGCUGAGAAAAAACUUUUUAGAAUACAACAGUCAUUAAUAUGGUAUUAUGUAAAAAUCUGGGUGUGUAAACCGAUGUGAUUCUGCAACUUGUAUUUGGGGCAAAAAUGGGAGUUCAUAACCCACUUGAACCAAAUGUAUGAAAGAUGAUAUGUCAUGAGCUUUGAAAUGUUUUGAACAACCAAUAAAAAAAAAUUCUACAACAACAGCAACAACAAAAAAGAAAUUAGUACAUUGCAGCUGGCAGAGUCCUAUUUUUAAAGAUUAAGAAAACCACAGUUCAGUGCUGUGAAAAGGAAGCAGAAGUACCAAUUCUAGUCAGUGCAGUUGCAAAUUAUCAUUGUACAUGUUUAUUAUUUUUAUGUCAGAUCCAUAUUUUGACUUGGAAAUUGUUUGUUUGUAAAAAGUAGACACUGCCUAUAAUUUUUCUAGCUUUAUGUCAUCUAUUAAGACCUGGUAAAAUAACCACUCUGAAAUCCAAAAACUAAAAAUAUAAAAUGAAGUAUAGCCCAAUUAAAAAAAAAAGGCUUUCAAUAUUGAAUAUAAGAAGUGGCAAAAUCAUUGAACUACUCUAAGAAAGAAAGAAUGAAUCACUUGUCUUGACAUGAAAACUAGGAUCAGAGUAUCUUUUGUAAUAUAAAUACAAAUAAUUGCUAUAUAGUGACUAAAUAUAUUGAAUAUAAUGUCUAAAUUUAUAUAAGACAACAAAACAGAUCUGAGAAAUAUAGCAUACUCUGUCUGUACCUAAAUACCUAUAGUCAGAAAAUAAAUUAUGUAUCAUUAACUAUUUCUUAGAAUUACAGUUGCUUCACAGGGUAUUAUAAUGAGAUAGUUUCAUUACAAUUACCACUUACCUUUUUGUAUUUGACCUUGCUGCCACAUUAAAUACAUUAGAAAACCUUUCAAAUCUGCCAUUUGGUAUCUAGGUAAAGCAUUGCUUUUCUCCAGAAUGGGGCAAAGAAGAACUACAAAG
Marmota monax (woodchuck) is the source of this 11299-nucleotide messenger RNA. RefSeq names its product TBC1 domain containing kinase (gene Tbck). The transcript has 26 exons. Gene Ontology annotation, biological process: activation of GTPase activity; protein phosphorylation. Bases 326 to 2995 code for a protein of 889 amino acids. Lineage: Eukaryota; Metazoa; Chordata; Mammalia; Rodentia; Sciuridae. Gene Ontology annotation, molecular function: GTPase activator activity; ATP binding; protein kinase activity. The record is from RefSeq and is a predicted model, not a curated record.